CACGCUGCUGUUGCUUUUUCCGCGAAAAUGGAGGCGGUUGUGUCGGAUAUAGUGGCACCAGAAGAUCUAAAGAGGUUUGAGAAGAAGUAUAACGCUGAGCUGGUGAAAGGACCCGUUUCCAGGGAAACGACUUUUGAAUACGCCUGGUGCUUGAUCAGAAGCAAGUACUCAAAUGACAUUGUAAAAGGCAUUCAGCUACUGGAAGAACUGGUUCAUACAAGCAAAAAAAAUGAUCAGAGAGAUUUUCUCUUCUACCUUGCUGUUGGAAACUACAGACUUAAGGAGUAUGAGAGAGCACUGAAGUACAUUCGCACUCUGCUGAAAAAUGAACCAGAUAAUAAACAGGCCCUGGAACUGGAACUCAUAAACAAUGCGCUAAAAAAAGAUGGAUUAGUUGGCAUGGCAAUUGUCGGUGGUAUCGGUUUAGGUGUGGCCGGAUUGGCUGGUCUUAUUGGUUUGGCCGUGUCCAAAGGUGCAAAGUCCUAAUACGGAGUUCCUGACGAGUGUACUUUGAUUCAGUUCCUCUGCAGAAGAGAGACUUAAUGAUUUCUUAUAAUCACAUAACACCAUGAGGAGGCCUGUCCCUUUUUAGUUUGUAUUUUUCUGCUGGCUUUCAUCAUAUUUUACCACAUUUCUUUUGCUUUAUCAUUCUCCAGCUCUUUUUGGUAUGUAUAGAGAUGUGGGGUUGGAAUAAAGUAAUACAGUGUGUAUGUUUUUCCUUUGAAACCUUUCAUUUUUCAAGGAAAUUCAACUACAGAUGUUUGCCAAAGAUUUGCAAUACAGGAUAAGAUAUAUUGUAAUAGCAUGUACUUUUUGGUUUUUCUCUUUUAUAAUUAAAUAUAUAAAUGUACUUACACUAUAGAUAAUCAAUAUGGAACAGUUUUGAUAAACUACAUUAUUGCCUUAUGCUGUUAAUAAAUUAAAAUGUGUGGUUACUGAA
Labeo rohita (rohu) is the source of this 940-nucleotide messenger RNA. It is a transcript of the gene fis1, whose product is annotated as fission, mitochondrial 1. Gene Ontology annotation, biological process: peroxisome fission; mitochondrial fragmentation involved in apoptotic process; autophagy of mitochondrion. The record is from RefSeq and is a predicted model, not a curated record. Lineage: Eukaryota; Metazoa; Chordata; Actinopteri; Cypriniformes; Cyprinidae. Gene Ontology annotation, cellular component: peroxisomal membrane; mitochondrial outer membrane. Gene Ontology annotation, molecular function: protein binding.